Erythranthe guttata (spotted monkey flower) is the source of this 2115-nucleotide messenger RNA. Lineage: Eukaryota; Viridiplantae; Streptophyta; Magnoliopsida; Lamiales; Phrymaceae. The record is from RefSeq and is a predicted model, not a curated record.
AAUCUCAGCCAAUAAGAAAACAAUUUCUCAGCAGCAUGUUCUCCACUGCCCUAACACUCCACCUCUUUCCCCUCCACAGAACCACCGAAUUCUCCCCCCACCACCACCACCACCGGAGCAGCCGCUACAGGCGUCCACACGGAAAGCCUCUGAGGAUUAAUGUGGCGAAAUUAUCUUCGAGCGUGAAAGAAGAAAUCGAGAAACCUCCACCGGUGUCAUCGGAGGGUUCCGAUGAGGGGAAUGAGGUGUUGACGAGCUGGGAGAGCAUAGGUCUGCCGCCGGUGACGGCGGCGAAGAGGGUGGUUCUAGUGAGGCACGGUCAGAGCACGUGGAAUGCGGAGGGACGGAUCCAAGGCAGCUCCAAUUUCUCGGUGCUCACUCAGAAAGGGGAAUCUCAGGCCGAGAUCUCGCGUCAAAUGCUUCUGGAAGAUUCCUUCGAUAUCUGCUUCUCCAGCCCGUUGAAUAGAUCGAAGAGAACUGCAGAGGUUAUAUGGGGUUCUCGUGCAGAGGAGAUCGUAACAGAUUACAACUUGAGAGAAAUUGAUCUCUACUCAUUCCAAGUUAGUAUCGAAUUCAAUGGCAAAUGGGAUGCACCAAAUUUCAAUAUAGACGGUCAUUAUCCAGUUAGGGAAUUGUGGUCGAGAGCUAGAAGUUGCUGGAAGAAAAUCCUUACACACGAAAGCAGAUCGAUUCUUGUGGUUGCUCAUAAUGCCGUCAAUCAGGCUCUUAUUGCCACAGCUAUCGGAUUGGGCACUGAGUAUUUUAGGGUUCUACUUCAGAGCAAUUGUGGUGUUAGUGUUUUGGAUUUCAUCCCAAAAUCUGAAGGCGGGUCUCCAGAAAUAUGCGUUAAUCGUCUUAACCAGACACCAAGUUCGCCUAUAUCUGCUGGCGGAGGAAGGAAAACUAGUACGAGGAUUAUACUCGUCUGUCAUGGAUUCCCUCAGAAUAACUUAGAGGGCAGCAAUCCUUUCUCUGUGGAUAUCCCAAUGAACAUGCUUGGAACGAUUCAGGCACAGAAAAUUGCCGAGCUACUUCUUGAUGCAAAGGUGAGCAUUGUAGUCAGCAGCAGUGCAGUAGCAUCGGUUGAGACAGCAAAUGCAAUCUCCAGAGUUCAAGAAGCUGCUGAUUGCUUGGGCGCUGAUUGUGUGCCACGCUAUGUGGACGCAAAGCAAGUAGCGGAUUUCGAUGUCGAGAAUAUCCUUCACAAAACAAAGAAAGAUUUGACGAGUUUUCAACCUCUUCAAUCGAGUUGGUUAAAGGGAUUCGAGGAAGAGGUAAAAAAAGAAUUAUGGCAAAAAUCAGGGGUCGCGUGGCAAUUAUUAUUGGAAGAACUUUCGAAGGGAUCGUCGAAUCCCGAAAAUGUUGUUGUUGCAGUUGGCCAUCCAGCUCUUCACAUUGCAAUGAUGGGGCAUUGCUUGAACCUGAGCGAUGAAUGGCUGGGAUUGUUUCAUCUUGAUGCUGGCAGCAUCAGUGUCGUUGAUUUUCCUGAUGGGCCCACCGGAGGAGGAGUGAUCCAGUGCAUCAACUACACGGCCCAUUUGGGUAGGUGGUCGGUACCGAUUACGAAAAUUAAAGGAAAAUAUGAGAACAUAGUUACAUAAGGUAUAUCUCUCAUUUUUCAGAGCUCGUUUCAUAUAAAUAUAUAUAUAUACACACACAAACACAAAAUUAUGUACACAUAAACACACACUCAGCACGCAUAAACACAUACAUAUGAAAACAUUCAAAAACUCACGUACACAUAUAAACACACACAUAAAGACACACAAACACAUUCCAUAUAUACACGUACACUCACACACACUAGGGUAUGAAGAAAAGGACAAGAUAAUGGGUUUAUACUGAGCUGCACCGGGUGAAAUUACACCGAGUAGAUAUUAACCAUUCAUGUAUAACACACAACACGCACACACCCGUAUUGGUGUGUGUAGAUCAACGAAAAUACACCAGGUGUAACUUUCAACAGGUGCAACAUAGAAUAACCAAGAUAACGUGACGGACUCACAACAAAUUAAGUAACAAUUUUAAAUUUGUGAUAGAAGGAUUCUUAGACAGUUUCUCUUUUAUUUAUUUGUCGACAUCCAGACUCCUUCAAUCAAAAAAUAUGAUUACUGU